Messenger RNA from Pseudophryne corroboree (corroboree frog), 1013 nucleotides. Its product is annotated as gastrula zinc finger protein XlCGF17.1-like. Lineage: Eukaryota; Metazoa; Chordata; Amphibia; Anura; Myobatrachidae. The annotation marks the transcript as partial. The record is from RefSeq and is a predicted model, not a curated record. The transcript has a single exon.
ACAGGUGAGAAGCUAUUUUCUUGCUCUGAGUGCGGGAAAUGUUUUACACGGAAAUCAGAUCUUGUUGGACAUUACAGAAGUCACACAGGUGAGAAGCCAUUUUUUUGCUCUGAAUGUGGGAAAUGUUUUACAUACAAAUCAGAUCUUGUUAUACAUCAGAGAAGUCACACAGGUGAGAAGCCAUUUUCUUGCUCUGAGUGCGGGAAAUGUUUUACACAGAAAUCACAUCUUGUUACACAUCAGCAAAGUCACACAGAUGAGAAGGCAUUUCCAUGUUCUGAGUGUGGGAAAUAUUUUGCACACAAAUCAGAUCUUGUUAUACAUUACAGAAGUCACACAGGUGAGAAGCUGUUUUCUUGCUCUGAGUGCGGGAAAUGUUUUACACGGAAAUCAGAUCUUGUUGGACAUCACAGAAGUCACACAGGUGAGAAACCAUUUCCAUGUUCUGAGUGUGGGAAAUGUUUUACACGGAAAUCAGAUCUUGUUAUACAUCACAGAAGUCACACAGGUGAGAAACCAUUUCCAUGUUCUGAGUGUGGGAAAUGUUUUACACACAAAUCACAUCUUGUUACACAUCAGAGAAGUCACACACGUGAGAAGCCAUUUCCAUGUUCUGAGUGUGGGAAAUGUUUUGCACACAAAUCAUAUCUUGUUAUACAUCACAGAAGUCACACAGGUGAGAAGCCAUUUUCUUGCUCUGAGUGCGGGAAAUGUUUUACAAGGAAAUCAGAUCUUGCUAGACAUCACAGAAGUCACACAGGUGAGAAGGCAUUUCCAUGUUCUGAGUGCGGAAAAUGUUUUACACAAAACUCACAUCUUGUUAAACAUCAGCGAACUCACACAGGUAAGAGGCCAUUUCUAUACUCUGAGAAAUAAAUCAGCUCUUGUUGCACACAAUAGAUAUCACUCAGGUGAGGAACCAUUUUAAUCUGGAGUAUUCUCAUCAUUGCCAUGCGUUGUUCUUCAAGGUUCCUAUCCUAUCUCCUAUGCUUUUUGCAACAUACAUGUUACCA